CUAGUUGUGCAAAGUGGAUUUGAGAGAGGAAUUUGUUGCUGUCUCUUUAAGAGCCCAAUACUGUCCUGCAAGUGAGCGCUUAUAAAGGCAGGUAAGCUGAUGCGCUUAGAUUAAAUGAUCUGGCAGCCAGGCAGAAGGAAGCCGUCCACAGAAUGACAGGCCAUAACUGCUGGGGAUACGGUCAGAAAGAUGGACCUUCUCUAUGGUAUAAGUCUUAUCCCAUUGCCCAAGGCAGCCGUCAAUCUCCAAUUGAUAUCCUCUCCAUGCAAGCUAUCUAUGACCCCAGUUUGAAGCCUCUCAAUAUUUCCUAUGAAUCAGAUUCAUCUCUUGGCAUCUCCAACAAUGGACAUUCAGUCAUGGUGGACUUCAACGAUGUUGAUGACAAAACAGCUAUCAGUGGAGGCCCUUUGGAAAAUCCUUAUAGGCUGAAACAAUUCCAUUUUCAUUGGGGGACAAGCCAGAAUUCUGGAUCCGAACACACCAUUAAUGGGAAAUCUUUUCCUUGCGAGCUCCAUUUAGUUCACUGGAAUGCCAAGAAAUACACAACGUUUGGAGAAGCUGCAGCUGCCCCAGACGGCCUAGCCGUGAUUGGGAUUUUCUUAGAGGUUGGACAAGAACAUGCUUCUAUGAACAGAUUGACUGAUGCCUUCUACAUGGUCAAAUUUAAAGGAACAAAAGCUGAGUUCAGAUCUUUCAACCCAAGCAUUCUGCUUCCUUCCUGUAAAAAAUACUGGACUUAUGUCGGCUCUUUGACAACGCCGCCCCUCCAUGAAAGUGUAACCUGGAUAAUCCUGAAGGAAUCUAUCCAAAUAUCAGAGAAACAGGUAAAUCUUGACGAUGGAGAAAUUCAGAUGUCUCCUUUUUACAACAGAGGAAGACGAAAAGAUCCCGAUGGUGAAUAAUUUUCGCCCCCCUCAGCCUCUUAAGGGGAGGGUUGUUCGGGCCUCCUUCAAGGUAUAAAAAGAUUGAAUGAAAAAGGAUAACGAAGAACAUUAAAGAGAAUUUCUAAUAUCA
Messenger RNA from Crotalus tigris (Tiger rattlesnake), 1014 nucleotides. It is a transcript of the gene CA7, whose product is annotated as carbonic anhydrase 7. The record is from RefSeq and is a predicted model, not a curated record. The transcript is spliced from 7 exons. Gene Ontology annotation, molecular function: zinc ion binding; carbonate dehydratase activity. Gene Ontology annotation, cellular component: cytoplasm. Lineage: Eukaryota; Metazoa; Chordata; Lepidosauria; Squamata; Viperidae. Bases 153 to 902 code for a protein of 249 amino acids. Gene Ontology annotation, biological process: regulation of intracellular pH.